Messenger RNA from Opisthocomus hoazin, 1443 nucleotides. The record is from RefSeq and is a predicted model, not a curated record. Lineage: Eukaryota; Metazoa; Chordata; Aves; Opisthocomiformes; Opisthocomidae.
AUGCUAAGGGUGCCGUGUGGCAGCACAUGGAGCCUCCUGACGCGCAGCUCAGCUGCAGCGCAGGGACGGUUCCUGCGCCCAGGUGUUGACAAAGCCUGGAAAGAACUGACUAACAUCCUCUCCGGAAUAUUCUGUGCUUCUCUCAACUUCAUUGACUCGACCAACACGGUCACUCCAACGGCGUCCUUCAAACCCCUGGGCUUAGCAAACGGGACAGAUCACCGUCUCCUGCGAUACACCGUCCUGCCCCGGGAGGUCGUCUGCACAGAGAACCUCACGCCUUGGAAGAAGUUGCUCCCAUGUGGCUCAAAGGCUGGGCUUGCUGUGCUGCUGAAGGCUGAGCGCUUGUUCCACAGCAGCUACCACUCGCAGGCCGUGCACAUCCGCCCCAUCUGCAGGGAUGCCUCCUGCCUGGCUGUGUCCUGGGAGCUCAGACAGACCCUCACUGUGGUCUUUGACAGCUUUUGCAGCAGCCAAGGAAAGAAAGACUGGUCCCUCUUUAAGAUGUUCUCUCGCACACUUACCGACGCUUGUCCUCUAGCGUCAGAGAGCAAAGUCUACGUUGACAUCUCCCCUAAGAACAAGGAAAAGGAGUUACUGGAGGUGACCCCGGCUCCAACAUCAGUACACGAAGCUGUUGUCCAGGGAGACAAGAGAACCUAUGCUGUCUAUGACCUGCUGAGCCCCUCACUCUUCAAUACAUCUCGCAGCCUCAACGUGCAGCUGAAGUGGAAGCGGCCCCAAGACAGCUCGGAACUGCCAACACCCGUACUGCACGCUCAGCGCUACGUGAGCGGAUACGGGCUGCAGACCGGACAGAUCUGCACUCUCAUCUACAACACUCACCCGUACCGGGCCUUCCCCGUGAUGCUGCUGGAGACCGUGCCGUGGUAUCUGCGACUCUAUGUGCACACCUUGACUAUCACCACGAAGGGGAAGGAAAACAAACCGAGUUACAUCCACUACGAGCCAGCCCAGGACCGGAGGCGGCCUCACCUCUUGGAAAUGCUGAUCCAGCUGCCAGCCAGCUCUGUCACCAAGAUCACAAUCCAGUUUGAGAGGGCCUUAUUGAAGUGGACAGAGUACACACCUGACCCCAAUCACGGCUUUUACGUUGGUUCAUCUGUGCUCAGUGCCCUGUUGCCCAGCGUCAUUGCGAUGAAGGACGUGGAUGUGGAGCAGAGCCCUCUCUUCACCUCGCUGUUUCCUUCCUCUGAUGGCUCCAGCUAUUUUGUGCGCCUGUACACGGAGCCGCUGCUGGUGAACUUGCCGACGCCAGACUUCAGCAUGCCCUAUAACGUCAUCUGCCUGACCUGCACCGUGGUGGCCGUGUGCUAUGGCUCCUUCUACAACCUGCUGACCAGAACGUUUCAGGGCGGGGGCGGGCUGGCCAAGCGGCUGGCCAACAUCAUUCGCAGGUUCAGGGGGGUGCCCCCCCUCUGA